AAAAAGAGUGAGAGUGUAGAUUCAUCAUCGGUUUAGGCUUGGCAGUUUCGUGGAGUGUUUCGAUAGUUUAUGCUGAGUUCGUGUAUCAAUUUCUUGGGAUUUUCAAAUAAUGGUGUUCAUGGACUUAUGUGGUGUUCAUAUAGACCUAAUGACCCAAUGUGUAACUUAAUCGUGAACGUGAAUCAUGGGAUCAUGGCCUGCUGCUUGCUUGAUUAUGUGACAUUGGUAUAAGUCGUGCCAGCAUUUUGGGUAAGUCGAAUUUAUAAUUAUUAAUGGUGAAUGUAUGGUUUUUAGUCAGUUUCUGAAUUAGGCUCUGAACUUCAGUGUAGGUUCGAUUUUGGAGAGAUCGUCUAUGGAGAGUAAAAUUGUCUAAACUGUAC
Acanthoscelides obtectus is the source of this 380-nucleotide messenger RNA. Lineage: Eukaryota; Metazoa; Arthropoda; Insecta; Coleoptera; Chrysomelidae. The record is from the annotation of a GenBank genome assembly.